Coffea eugenioides is the source of this 1017-nucleotide messenger RNA. RefSeq names its product xyloglucan endotransglucosylase/hydrolase 2-like. NCBI's taxonomy places the organism in Eukaryota, Viridiplantae, Streptophyta, Magnoliopsida, Gentianales, Rubiaceae. Gene Ontology annotation, biological process: xyloglucan metabolic process; cell wall biogenesis. The record is from RefSeq and is a predicted model, not a curated record. Gene Ontology annotation, molecular function: xyloglucan:xyloglucosyl transferase activity; hydrolase activity, hydrolyzing O-glycosyl compounds. Gene Ontology annotation, cellular component: apoplast; cell wall. Bases 50 to 865 code for a protein of 271 amino acids. The transcript is spliced from 3 exons.
GUCACAAAAAGUAGUAGUCUCAUAUUUGUGACAAAGUCCCAUUAACAAAAUGGCUUUUUCUCAUAUUGGAGUCCUAGUGUUUUUAAGCUCAUGCAUGGUUGCAUAUGGUGGCAAUUUCUACCAAGAUUUUGAUCUUACAUGGGGUGGUAAUAAAGCAAAGAUUUUCAAUAGAGGGCAGCUGCUUUCCUUGUCUUUGGACAGGGAAUCUGGCUCUGGUUUCCAAUCCAAGAGAGAGUAUCUGUUUGGAAGAAUUGAUAUGCAGCUUAAACUUGUUGCUGGCAACUCUGCUGGCACUGUUACUGCAUACUACUUAUCUUCUCAAGGACCAACACAUGACGAAAUUGACUUUGAAUUCCUGGGGAAUGUCACUGGUCAGCCUUACAUCCUCCAUACUAACGUCUACGCUCAAGGAAAGGGAGGCAGGGAACAACAAUUUUAUCUCUGGUUUGAUCCGACAAAGAACUUCCACACUUACUCAAUGGCCUGGACUCGUGACCACAUUAUAUUCUUGGUAGAUAACACUCCUAUCAGACAGUUCAAGAAUGCUGAAUCACUUGGCGUUCCAUACCCAAAAAACCAACCUAUGAGGAUUUACUCUAGCCUCUGGAAUGCUGAUGAUUGGGCUACAAGAGGUGGACUAGUGAAAACUGACUGGACACAGGCACCUUUUACUGCAUACUACAGGAAUUUCAAUGCUCAGACCGCUACUGUUGGUAAGCUGUCCAAUGGGGCAUGGCAGAAACAGGAACUUGAUGCCUACAGCAGAAGAAGAUUGAGAUGGGUUCAGAAGAAUUUUAUGAUAUACAAUUAUUGCACUGAUUAUAAGCGGUUCCCUCAAGGAUUUCCUCCUGAAUGCAGACUAUGAAGAUUUCACUAGUUGAUCAUGUCUUGAAACUGAAACUUUGGAGAUGGUUUUGAACAAUUGUUACUGAUAUGAAUUUCAUUUGUUUAUUCCUGUUUUCCUUCAUUUUGUUGUACCAUGUUGAAUAAAUAAAAUUUUCUAUGCUUCUUUGAAAA